AUGCGUGACCCGCGCAAGAGCGGCUGCCCUCCUCCUCCGCCGCCACCGCCUCCGCCGCGCAUCAGGAGGCCCUCCCGCCGGGAAGCCAUCCGCCGGUGGCUCGCCCGCCUGAGACGUGGCACUCGGCUCGCUCGUCCAGCCAUGGCCCACGGGAGGCAGCCUUCCGGUUGCGGACCUCGUCGUCGACUCGACGCCCGCCGGGAGCGCGUCGGUGGACUCUUCGCCCGCCGGGAGCUCCGGGUGCACCGGGAAUGGGAUGGAGACGAUGGCGGCCACAGCCCGAACAGGCACGCGACGGUGAUGGUGGGGGAGCCGGUGAGGUCGUGGUGGACGCCGAAGCCGGAGCAGAUACUCAUACUCGAGUCCAUCUUCAACAGCAGCAUGGUGAACACGCCCAAGGACGAGACUGUCCACAUCCGCAAGCUGCUCAAGCUCUUCAGCGCCGUCGGUGACGCCAACGUCUUCUACUGGUUCCAGAACCACCGGUCGCGCUCACGCCGCCGCUAGCGCUAGCUGCAGGCGCAGGUGCAGGCCGGCACGGCGACGGCGGCCGCUGCAUCGUCGGGCUCUCCCCCAGCCUCCUCCGGCCUCGUGCCUGGCGCUAGCUCGGGCUCGUCGCUCGGCCUGUUCACACACGGCGCCGGAUACAGCUCCUCGUCGUGGCCGCCGUCGCCGCCAUCGGUGAGGAUCAUGGGGGACUUGGAUUGCGGUGGCGAUGAUGACCUGUUCGCCAUCUCGAGGCAGAUGGGUUACAUGGACCAUGGCGGCUCCUCCUCGUCCACGGCCGCCGGUCAGCAGCAGCAGCAGCUAUACAAUUCGUCGUGCCAACCUAGUGAACCCCGCCCCCGCCAUGCAUGGGGCAUGUCGCUGAAUUUUCAUCCGUCGGUGGUUUGA
Oryza brachyantha (malo sina) is the source of this 894-nucleotide messenger RNA. Its product is annotated as WUSCHEL-related homeobox 11-like. The transcript has 2 exons. The record is from RefSeq and is a predicted model, not a curated record. NCBI's taxonomy places the organism in Eukaryota, Viridiplantae, Streptophyta, Magnoliopsida, Poales, Poaceae. Gene Ontology annotation, biological process: adventitious root development. Gene Ontology annotation, molecular function: DNA binding; DNA-binding transcription factor activity.